Molecule: messenger RNA, 1488 nt
Organism: Saccharomycodes ludwigii
Lineage: Eukaryota; Fungi; Ascomycota; Saccharomycetes; Saccharomycodales; Saccharomycodaceae
Gene: DML1
Product: Dml1p
Exons: 1
Coding region: 1-1488 (495 amino acids)
Biological process (GO): mitochondrion distribution
Cellular component (GO): cytoplasm
Source: RefSeq, a predicted model, not a curated record
AUGCAGGAAAUAUUAAAUUUAUCCUUAUCUCACAGAUCAAAUCAUUUAAUCACCCAGUUUUAUAAUAUACAGGAAAGUUUAUUACAAUUAAAUACUGGCCUUGUAGGGAGCAAAAAAUCUUUGAAGAAUGACCCUAAAGUCUUUUUAAAUUGCGAUAUCAUUGGUGGCCCUACAAAAUAUUUAAAUUAUACUCCUAGGUGUAUAUUGUGGGAUGCUAAAUACGGUAAUGGUUCAUUAAGUAAAUAUGAAUACACAGAGAAAAAUAAUCAUCAAACUGAUGAUAACGUUCAGGUUAUUUACACCAGCAGUGAAAUUAAAAAAUCAGAAUAUAUGGAGAAAUUAGACCUAGGCGUUAGCACAGAAAAAGUGCCUAUAGAUCAAUCACACAAUACCAAAUAUUGGACUGAUUAUAAUAAAUUGAUUUACUCACCCAAUUCUUUUGUUUUUUUAAAAAACUGGUAUCAUAACGAUGACGGUAGUACUAAUGCUAUUCCAAUUAGAAAAAAUGAACUGAUUGGAAAUGAAAAAAAUAAUUCCCAACAAUUUAACAAUCCACAAUUUGGAACUACAGAAUAUGAUUUAAAUAAAGAAGAGUUGUGGGAUAAUUCUCUACACUAUUUUCUAGAGAGUAGUGAUAAUUUACAAGGCAUCAAUUUGAUAUCUGAUGUAAGUACGGGAUGGGGCGGUAUAUUAACAAGUUUAUAUCCAGAUUUAAAGGAUGAAUUGCCUAAAAUUAAUAUUUUCACAUGGACUAAUCAAUCUAUACAUAAUACCAACGUCUACAAUGAGAUUGAAAAUUAUUUAGACGUUAUAGAAUAUUCAAAUCUAGUUUUCCCAUUAUAUUAUAACAACAAUACUAACAUUUGGAAAAGUUCUAGUUCACAAGCAUUGAUUUUUCAAACUAUUAAUAGCCUAUUUGAUGAUAAGUCAAAUGCGAUAUCUUGUCAGGAUUUACUAUAUUCUUUAAAUGACGGAAUAUAUGAUAAAAGAAAUUUGGUAAGUUCCAUCAAGUGUAAUGUUGAUAAUGUUCAAAAUAAAAGCAAUGUUAAAGAUUAUUCUUAUGUUUCCUAUAUUAGUAAUAACAGUACUAUCGAUAAUGCCAAAAUAUUCAAUGAAGUUGCUAUUAUUAGGGAUGACUCUAGCGACAGUAACGUAGAUACGAAUUAUACACCUGAUCGUCAUAAACACGUUUAUAAAACCUACCAAUUAGACUAUAAUAAUUUAGAUACUAUAGAUAACUCUGCGGAUAUUACCAAAAUAAACUCUUUGACUUUACAAAUUGAUAAUAAGCCAAAAAAAAUAUUCAAAAAUUGGUAUAAAAUUAUAGACAAAACCAAUACUAAAAUACUUCAGCUUCAUAUUGGUUCCAAUAAUGGCUCUAAAGAUGAUUUCAAAAAUGAUAUUGCUAAUCUAAUCGAAGCUUACCAAUCUACUGGUUAUUAUGAUAUCCAUAGUGAUGAUAGUGAUUAUGAUAGUGAUUAUUAUUAA